Messenger RNA from Brassica rapa (field mustard), 3138 nucleotides. RefSeq lists its product as uncharacterized. The record is from RefSeq and is a predicted model, not a curated record. NCBI's taxonomy places the organism in Eukaryota, Viridiplantae, Streptophyta, Magnoliopsida, Brassicales, Brassicaceae. Gene Ontology annotation, biological process: regulation of DNA-templated transcription. Gene Ontology annotation, molecular function: DNA binding.
CUUUUAUCGUUGUUGUGGAGAAAAUGGUGGAUCCGCAUCCCGUGGGUUUCAGAUUCCGUCCGACCGACGAGGAGAUCUUCAACCCUUACCUCAAGUCGAAGAAUAUGGAUGGUAACACUAGUCAUGUAGAUGAAGUCAUUAGCACAGUCGACAUCUAUAGCUUCGAUCCCUUGGAGUUAGCUUGUAAGAAGGAGACGGACAAUGUUUUGUAUUUCUUCUGUCCGAAGGAUAACAGAUAUAACAGAGGAGAGAGACAGAGCAGGAAAACCAAGUCUGGUUCUUGGAAGAAAACCGGAGUUACAACGAACAUCAUGCGAAAGAGAGGAGAUUGCGAGAAGAUUGGUGAGAAAAGGGUCUUUGUGUUUCAGUACAGUAAGAUUCUUGGUGGAUCGAAACCUAAGUCCGAUUGGGUUAUGCAUGAAUAUGUCGCUACGUUCACCCCGAUGGUGACAUAUGCACUAUGUAAAGUAAUGUUUAAGGGUGACGCCAGUGAUUUACCUUCUUCUUCUGCUGCUGCUCCUGCUGGUGGUGGCGGCAGCGGUGGCAGCGGCGGUGGUGGUUGUAAGGGUGGUGGUGGCAGUGGCGGUGGCGGUGGUGGUUGUGAUGGUAGCAGUGGCAGUGGCGGUGGUGGUUGUGAUGUUCGUGGCGGCGAUGGCGAUGGUGGUGGUGACCGUGGCGGUGGUGGUUGUGAUGGUGGUGGCGGCAGUGGCGGUGGUUGUGAUGGUGGUGGCGAUGGCGAUGGCGAUGGUGGUUAUGAUGGUGGUGGCGGAGGUGGCGAUGGUGGUUGUGAUGGUGGUGGCGGCAGUGGCGGUGGCGAUGGUGGUUAUGAUGGUGGUGGCGGCGGUGGCGAUGGUGGUUGUGAUGGUGGUGGCGGCAGUGGCGUUGGUGGUGGUGAAGUUGAACAUACUCACUCGCUCAUCACUCCUACGAACAACCGUGGUGGAGGGAUGAGUGCAGAGGCAGAGACAGAGGUAGGUCAAAGAAAAUUCAAAAUAUAUCAUAGUCAUAUAGGAUCUGACCAACGACCUCGUUCGUGUUCUUCCCUUUCUUUCAGAGAUCUUCGUCUGAAUUACACAACCUGCGUCAGUUUAGUGGCUUUCUUCAUUUGGAGGAAGAGACUCAGAUGGAGGAUGCCAUUCGCAGGGCUAUCAACAACCUUUCACCUCAUGAUUUCACUCACAGCAUGUUUGCCUUCUUUGAUAUUAUUCAAAGUGAGCAAUGCUCCGGGAACCAAUAUUGAUACAUCCGAGAAGAAGAAGCUGACCCCUUAUGAUGAUGCACAAGGAAGAAGUAAGACCGGAGUCAAAGGAGCUGGUUUUAUUCACAGGUUGAUACAAAGAUUCGUCAAGAAAAUCAAGCUAUGUUCUUCAAUCUCAAGAACUUACCAGUAAAAAUGAGAUCGAUUAAGAGUACCUUUUACAAUUUCCAACUUCCAAGUAUGAGUUGUGUCUAUCUUGUUUUGUAACUUUUUUAUAUUGUAUGCAUGCAUGUCCUACUAUAUCUAAAAAAGGUGAAUUUGUGAUCAGAAGGUGGCAAUAGAAGACAAACUUGUGUUAUUUCAAUUGAUACAACUCUAAUCAAAGACGUACCAAUCAACCUCCACUCAUCUGUGGCCCUAACUAAUCUCCACACAUACACAAAAAAAAAACUGCCUGUCAACCUUGCUAAAAAUAAAUCAUUUAACAAAAAAUAACAAGUCUUUUUUAAAAAUGGAAAUUCAAAAAGCCAAGUUCAAGUAUUGAGAGAGAUUGUGAGCUCAAAACUUAUGAAGGCAUGAAACGUUCACAAUCUUUUUUUUUUUGAAGUAUAUUGAAAAAGAGCUAGAAAAAUAUAUUUCUAAAUUUGUUCAAACAAGAAUUUGCAUCAAGCAGCCAUUUUCUUGAAGCAGUUGAAACUUGAAACUGGUUGAGCCUUUGUCUAAAAGGAAGAGUCGUGUUAGUUCUGAUGAUUCCACGUGGCCCAAUUAAAUGGCAUAUUUAGAUUCGGUCGUUGUUAGCAUUCUAAACAUUCCUGGCCCACUGACUUCACUGUUCCGUACAUAUUUUAUAGGAAGAUGGCAAAGAAAGUAUUUCCCUUACAGUUGGCAACUAAAAUGAUUUCCUUAUAUAAAACUGUUUUUUUUUUCUGGUCAAAUUUCUUAAAGUUGUCUAAAAUUCAAGUUCGCCCUUGUGUUUGUUUUGUCCGUGCAUGUUUGUUUUCUGACAGAGGUAACAUAUAUAUAUAUAUAUAUAUAUAUAUAUAUAUAUAUAUAUUUAAUUAACAGAGGUAACAUAUAUGUAAACGUUACCCUUUUAACAGCCUCCAGUUAUUUGAUGAGAGGAAGAACAAUGAUACUAAGAGUAUUUCCAAUCCUUUGUUAUUUCUCUAUAAUAGAGAUUUCUAUUUUUUCUUUUAUUUAUAGAUGAAAAAAAGACUCUUCUAUUUUUUAUUUACAUUUAAAAAUUACUAUUUUAGAAAAAUACAUUGGAACAUAUCGUAUUUUUAUUAUAGAAUUUUUCUAUUUUGGAGGUGAAAAUAACAAAAUACAAUAUAAAUGGUCUAAAAAUUAAUCGUUCCGUUGUAAAAAAAAAUAGUCGUUCCGUAACAUUUUUAUAAUGUUAAUAGAAGACUUUUUUCUCUAAAAAAAACAUUUUUAUAGUGUAUACAUGUUCUUAGUGUUAGGAACAGAAGUUCUACAUCGAGUACUAGAAGGGAUAUUAGUAGAGAUAAAUGGACCACUUCUCUUUAUCACAAUUGAUGAAUUUGUGAUGAGAAAUUGUUCCAGAAAACCCGGGCCUUUCUCAAAAGAGAUAUUGUUCCAGCAAAAUUGUAUCAUUUUUUUUGAAAAAAAGGCUUAGCAAAAUUGUAUCAUCCAACCACAGAAUAUCAAACUUGUCCAAUCCUCUUUAACGUUGCAAUCAACGUCUACUCCUCCGGUCCUCCUAAACCCUACAGAGAAGAAAAUUACAGGUUUCAACAAAAAGGAAACAAGACUAACAUCAAAUCAGAGUGCUUAAUUUACUAAUUUCAAGAAUCCCUUUACGUCCACAUCAUAUGUUUGGUUGUCGUGUUGAUGUUAAGUCCAAAUCCCAUAUUAGACUACUGGUAGCUUUUUAUUUUGCUUCCUCUAUAUAAUAGCAUAUGUAUACAAAUACUUGA